Messenger RNA from Dioscorea cayenensis subsp. rotundata (Guinea yam), 1280 nucleotides. RefSeq names its product cinnamoyl-CoA reductase-like SNL6. The transcript is spliced from 5 exons. Lineage: Eukaryota; Viridiplantae; Streptophyta; Magnoliopsida; Dioscoreales; Dioscoreaceae. Gene Ontology annotation, molecular function: oxidoreductase activity, acting on the CH-OH group of donors, NAD or NADP as acceptor. The coding region runs from base 219 to 1127 and encodes 302 amino acids. The record is from RefSeq and is a predicted model, not a curated record.
GCCAGUGAGACCAUCCUUCUCACCAAACCUCCCAUCAAUGUUCUCAAUCUGCCAAUCCAUUUAGCCAACAGCCAACCCCCUCCCACCUGUCUUCCUACUUUCUCUUUGAAUGCUUUGCACACCCCCUUCCCUCCUGUCCUUUAUAUACAAGCACUUAUAUCUUAGCAUCUUCAACCAUCCUAUUUCUCUCUGCACACCUUCAUUUCUGCAUCCAUAGAAUGAACAUGGGACCAGAUGAAGGCCAGUCUUGUCACAAGACUGUCUGUGUGAUGGACGUAUCAGGUCCUCUUGGCUCAUCACUUGUUGAUUGUCUUCUCAACAGAGGCUAUUAUGUCCAUGCUGCCACCAAUAACUUGCAUGGUGCUUUGCAUGAUCUCAAGGGGUUGCCAAUUGACAACAACCGGCUAAAGCUCUUCCGAUCAGACCCGUUUGACUAUCAGAGCAUCGUUGAUGCUCUGAAAGGUUGCUCUGGUUUGUUCUACAUGUUUGAGGAAUCAAUCUAUGAUGAGUUCACUGCUGAAAUAGAGGUUAGAGCUGCACUUAAUGUGUUAGAGGCUUGUGCUCAAACUGAAACUAUGGAAAGGGUUGUUUUCACAUCAUCGGUGACUGCUGUUGUGUGGAAGGAGAAGCGCGAUUUAGACACCGAUGUGGAUGAACGUAAUUGGAGCGAUCCUGAAUUUUGUCGAAAAUUCAAGUUAUGGCACGCUUUAGCGAAGACUCUAGCAGAGAAGACUGCAUGGGCACUGGCCAUGGACAGAGGAGUAGACAUGGUGUCGAUAAAUGCCGGUCUUUUGCUUACUGGAGGCCAGCUAUCCCCGGAGAAUCCUUACUUGAAGGGUACACCGGAAAUGUAUGGAGAUGGAGUACUCGUCACAGUCGAUCUUAAGUUCCUUGUAGACGCUCACAUUUGUGUUUAUGAGAACUCGUUGGCCUUUGGUCGAUAUCUCUGCUUCAAUCACACCGUCUGCCGGCCGGAGGACGCUGUGAAACUAGCCAAGAUGCUUGUUCCCUCUUCCCCUGCCCCUCCUCCAAGUGAUGGUUUGAUGGUAAUCCAGCAGAGGAUUCAAAACAAGAAGCUAAACAAACUCAUGGUUGACUUUAUUGAUGAGGUACACGUGGACGAUUAGGAGCCGUCCAAAUGGGGUCUGCCAAAAGAUGGACAUUGUGGAGAGAAUUUUUUUUGUUUUUAUUUUUUUCUGCUUAGUGUUCUAAACUAUUAUUAUAUUUGCCAUUUGAUUGAAUUAAAAUGUACUGUAAAUUGCUAAUAUCCAGCUCAAUCU